GAAAGUUAUGAUGACGAGUGCAUAUCUUUUAUUAAAAAGCUACCACAGCCAUACACCAUACAGCUUCUUAGCUUCCUCUUCGCAUCAUGUUCUGGAAUCUGGCCUGUAUUUUUUAUAUUGAAAUCUAGUAUAUUAAAGUUUUCCUGAUUUUAUGCUGUGUUUUGUCGCUAGUAAUCUCUGCUUUAGUACACACCUUAGUUAUCAAGGACUUGGCUUCCAAAAGUACCUAUGUUAACUUUGGUUUGGCACAGACACACAUGUUUAUCAGCAUAGUUUAGAUUUAUUCACACUAUUUCCUGCAACUUCUUCUAUGCUGCUAGUAAAUUAGUUAACUUUAGGAGAGCUGUCCUAGACAUCAAAGAAGAGUCCUUUAUCAAUUUUGAAAAAUUCAUAUAAAAUGAUAUCUCCCUUUCUAAUUUCAUAAGCAUGUUACAUGCAGACCAAAAUUGUGUAGUUACCAAACAAACAUAAUUUUGAAUUCAAGUAGGUGCCAUAUAUAGUUCCUUUGGUCGUAGUUAGCUGUAGGGGGAUGUAAUUACAGCGAGCUCCAUGAACAACAAUUGAGUUGGAUGCCUGGAUAAAAAUGGCUGUUCAAAAUUCUCUCCAAAUAACUAGAAGUGGUACUGGAGGUUAUGAUGAUGAUGGACGUGCCAAGAGGACUGGAACUUUAUGGAGUGCUGUGGCUCAUAUCAUCACAGCCAUUAUUGGUGCUGGUGUUCUGUCUCUAGCUUGGAGUACUUCCCAAUUGGGAUGGAUUGCAGGACCAGUUUGCUUGCUUUUUUGUGCAAUUGUCACCUAUGUUUCUUCAUUCCUCCUUUCCGAUUGUUACAGAACUCUGGAUCCUGUAACUGGGAAAAGAAACUACUCUUACAUGGAUGCUGUUAGAGUCUAUCUUGGCAAUAAAAGGACAUGGUUGGCUGGUUCACUUCAAUAUUUGAGCUUGUAUGGGGUUAGUACUGCUUAUGUAAUUACCACAGCAACCUGUUUGAGAGCAAUACUGAAAUCAAAUUGUUAUCACAAGGAAGGGCAUCAGGCUCCUUGUAAAUAUGGGGAUGCAGUAUAUAUGAUGCUGUUUGGACUAGUUCAGGUCAUAAUGUCAUUCAUACCAGAUCUCCACAACAUGGCAUGGGUUUCAAUUGUUGCGGCCAUAAUGUCCUUUACAUACUCAUCUAUUGGACUUGGACUUGGCAUCACAACAGUAAUAGAAAAUGGAAGAAUUAUGGGUAGUUUAACAGGAGUACCGGCUUCAAAUAUUGCUGACAAGUUAUGGUUAGUCUUCCAAGGAAUUGGUGAUAUUGCCUUUGCCUAUCCAUACACAGUCAUCCUCCUUGAGAUACAGGACACUCUAGAGUCUCCUCCACCAGAAAACAAGACCAUGAAAAAGGCCUCCAUGAUUGCUAUCCUCAUUACAACAUUCUUCUACCUCUGCUGUGGAUGCUUUGGAUAUGCGGCUUUUGGAAAUCAAACACCAGGAAACCUCUUGACAGGGUUUGGAUUUUACGAGCCUUACUGGCUCAUUGACUUUGCCAAUGCUUGCAUUGUUCUUCACUUGGUAGGAGGAUAUCAGAUUUACAGUCAGCCGAUAUAUGGUGCUGUUGACAGAUGGUGUUCAAAAAGAUACCCCAACAGUGGAUUUGUGAAUAAUUUCUACCAAUUGAAACUGCCUCGGUUGCCAGCUUUUCAGCUAAACAUGUUCAGGAUAUGUUUUAGAACAGCUUAUGUGGUUUCCACGACUGGACUUGCGAUCCUAUUUCCUUACUUCAAUCAAGUUAUAGGAGUGUUAGGAGCCUUAGGCUUUUGGCCAUUGGCUAUAUAUUUCCCGGUAGAGAUGUACUUUGUGCAGAGGAAAGUUGAAGCUUGGUCUAGAAAAUGGAUUGUCCUCAGGACCUUCAGCUUUAUUUGCUUUCUGGUGUCAUUACUGGGUCUCAUUGGAUCACUUGAAGGAAUCAUAAGCGAGAAACUAAGCUAAUGAAGGGUGCUUCAUUUGUUUGAGUUUAAUGUCUUGUUGCUCAUAUCUUCCAUGUAAUUCAGUUUCAUGCUAAUUCUAUUACUAUUGAGAGUUAAUAAAGGGGAUACCAAUUAUGUGGGGAUGUGUCAAAAUGAAGGUGGUGUUGAGCAUGGUAUAGUUCUGUUUGGUGAAGAACUCCCUUUAAAGGUGUAAUGCUACAUAAACAACUCUCUAUGCACAUAAACUUGUAUUGAUACUGGAUUAUUAGAUUUAGCUAAAAAAUUGUGCAAGGUCACAUUAAACUUUGUUUUAGAUUGACA
Molecule: messenger RNA, 2268 nt
Organism: Glycine soja
Lineage: Eukaryota; Viridiplantae; Streptophyta; Magnoliopsida; Fabales; Fabaceae
Product: probable amino acid permease 7
Exons: 7
Coding region: 584-1969 (461 amino acids)
Cellular component (GO): plasma membrane
Source: RefSeq, a predicted model, not a curated record